ACAAACCAUAGAAUAUUAUAAGAAAAAUUAUUAAUUGCAUUUUAAUAUAUAAAGUUUAUUAGAAUUGAUAAUACUUUACUUUUUAGAUUUCAUUUUGUGCAGCCAUUAUUUACAUUUCUUAUGGAAAUUAAAAAUUUUUGUAAUCAAUGACAAAAAACAAAACUAUUACAAUGCGCUAUAAAUAAAAAAAUGAUAGUGUACUUUUCAUAGAAUUAGUGCUUUAGAAGACAUUGCAGUAAUCAAUUUUCUUUUGCGCGGAUAUAUAUAUAUAUAUAUAUAUAUAUAUAUAUAUAUACACACACACAUACCAUACACACACGUGCAAAAGGUUAUGUGCAACAAAAUACUGCUUAUUCAUUAUGAAAAUGAUUUUUGUUGCAAAAAGGUAUAUAAAACUAACACAAAACUGAAUAUAAAAAGAUUUUAUAUUGUAUACGCAUAAUAAUAAUAUUGAUCUUUUUUAUAACCUUAAUAAUUAUAUUCCUUAUCAUAUUGGUUCGAAAAUACAUAUUUAGAUUAUAAAAAUUAUUCUAAACGAGCAAAGAAGAAAACAACAAAGGCUUCCAAAAACAUGUCAUGAAUGAACAUACAGAAAAUUCUUUACCUCAUACUCAAGUUAUAAGAAACAUGAAUGCAGGAAAUAUAUUUUACAUGCCACUAACUUCUUUUGCUGAGAUGUGGUACCAGAUAUUCUUGUGGGCAUUGUUUUCUUCUAUAUUUGUUCAUAUGAUAGCUGGUACAAUUUGUUUUGCCACUUUACGGCAACAUAAGUAUGGAAAAUUUUUUCCACUCCUUAUAAUAAUAAUGGGUAUAUUGCUACCAUUGACAUCAGGGGUAUUAAGUUCUGCUGCUGUUGCAUUUGUUUAUCGAGCAUCGAGUCAUCAAAUGCCACCAUUAUAUGCAUUAGUAUGGGGGAUUGGGCAGACAUUUGUUGCUGCUUGUGUUGGAUUCACUAGAAUCUUGGCAACUUUAUAAUAUAAAAAUAUGAUUAAACAGUAACAAAAGAUAACAGUAACAACUAACAUAAUAAUUGUGAAUCGAAUUUUAAUAUAUAAUUACAACUUGUAUAAAUAUGUAGCAUAAAUUUAUAUUAUUAUGCUUCAGAUUUUUGUGAUUUUACAUGAGUAUUAAUAUUAUCAGGAAUCGCUUUUAUUUGCUCCAAUUUGUUGUUUAAUGCUUCUUGUGCUUCCAUUUUUUCAAUAUUUUCGGAAGAUGAUAUGCUACUUCUUACUAAAUCUGCAAAAUAAUGCGAUAAUUUUGUUAUAAAUAUUUAAACAUUAUGCUACCAACAUGUAUAAGUUUAAUUCAUAUACUGUCCAUAAAAUCUUAAAAUAAAGUUAUUAAUGUUAUGAUA
This is a messenger RNA of Vespa crabro (European hornet), 1354 nucleotides long. RefSeq names its product transmembrane protein 170A. NCBI's taxonomy places the organism in Eukaryota, Metazoa, Arthropoda, Insecta, Hymenoptera, Vespidae. The coding region runs from base 577 to 975 and encodes 132 amino acids. The transcript has 5 exons. The record is from RefSeq and is a predicted model, not a curated record.